Molecule: messenger RNA, 357 nt
Organism: Populus nigra (black poplar)
Lineage: Eukaryota; Viridiplantae; Streptophyta; Magnoliopsida; Malpighiales; Salicaceae
Exons: 1
Coding region: 1-357 (118 amino acids)
Molecular function (GO): enzyme inhibitor activity
Source: RefSeq, a predicted model, not a curated record
AUGGGGAUACAAGCUCUCCACAAAGAUUUUGAGGAAGCCAUAGCCACGGUCACGAAACUAAGCAAGGAUACCUCUUUAUCAGCCACGAUGAGGGACUCUCUUGACAUAUGCGUAGAGUCUUAUGAAGCUGGAAUCACUGACCUCAAUGAUGCUUUGACUGCAAUUUCCACUCACGACACGGACAGACUGACUCAAAUGCUUGGUGCCAUAGCUUCAUAUCCUGAAACGUGUCAGGACGCCUUUCUUGAGCAAGGUGAAGAAUCGCCAUUGAAGGACGUUGAUCAGAAAUUGGAUAUGCUGGCUAGCAUCACCGUGGACAUAACUAUAUUGCUCCCAGGAGUCAAAAUAAUAGAGUAA